AUGGGGAUUCCCGACGACCAAGCCGUCGGAUCUAGCCCGCCUCCAUCAUCUGGAGCCGAGCGAUCCUCGCACGGCGGUAACAGCAGGCUGAUCAUCACGGAGAUGGUCCUCGAGAACUUCAAGUCGUACGCGGGCGUGCAGCGCGUAGGACCGUUCCACAAGUGCUUCUCGUCGGUCGUCGGCCCCAACGGCAGCGGCAAGAGCAACGUGAUCGACGCCAUGCUCUUCGUACGCUGUAUUCUUGUCGUUCAGGAUGACGAGAAGUACGAGUCAGUACCAGGAUCGGAGUUCGUUAUAUCGCGUACGGCGUACCGCAACAACACGUCCAAGUACCACGUGGACGACCACGCGACCACGUUCACGGAGGUGACGAGGCUGCUCAAGGCCAAGGGGGUGGACCUCGACAACAACCGCUUCCUCAUCCUGCAGGUGCGCGCCGCUGCCAAGCUAGUAAAGACAGUGGGCGAGGUGGAGCAGAUAGCGAUGAUGAAGCCCAAGGCGCAGGGUCCGCACGACGAGGGGCUGCUGGAGUACCUGGAGGACAUCAUCGGCUCCAACCGCUACAUCGAGCAGAUCGACGCCGGCGCCAAACAGCUGGAGGAGCUGAACGAGCGGCGGGUGGGGCUGGUGGAGCGAGUGAAGCACGCGGAGAAGGACAAGGACACGCUGGAGGAGGCGAAGCGGGCGGCGGAGGCGUACAUGGUGAAGGAGGCGCAGUGCGCGCAGUGGGGCAUGGUGGGGCGCGCGCUGGCGCUGAGGGAGUCGCAGGGCAAGGCGGGCGCGCUGGGCGCCAAGGUGGCGGAGCUGGAGGGCACGCUGACGGCGGAGAAGGAGAAGUGCGCCGGGCUGUGGGAGGAGCUGCAGGUGAAGACAGACGCGUGCGAGAAGUGCAACACGGAGUAUGAGGCGCUGUGCGGCGAGCUGGAGGCGGCGCGGGCGGACUUCAAGGAGUACGAGCGCAAGGACGUGAAGAUGCGCGAGGACCUCAAACACUGCAAGGCGCGCCUCAAGAAGCUCGCCGAUAAGAUCGCCAAGGAUACAGCCAAGGCGGAGGAGGUGGAGAAGGCAGCAGCAGCGGCUGAAACGGCCAUCCCCGAGCUGGAGAAGACGGCAGCCGCUCUGACACCGCGGCUGGCGGAGGCGGAGAAGAAGCUGGAGAGCAUCCAGGAGCACGUCCGAGUGGAGGUGGAGCGGCAGCAGCAGCAGCUGGGCCCGCUGCAGGAGCAGCUGGCGCCGUGGGAGGAGAAGGCGAGCGCCGCCAAGGCCAAGGCGGACGUGACGCGCACCAAGCUGAGCCUCAUCCGCGACAAGCACGCCGCAGCGGAGAAGCAGCUGGAGGCGGUGCGGAAGGCGAUAGAGGAGCGCGAAGUGGGGCGGAAGCAGAAGCAGGAGCAGCUGACGCGCAUGGAGGCGGCUGUGAGGGAGAGCGAGGCGGUGGCGGCUGCUAGCGCCAAGGAGGAAGAGGCCAAGGCGGAGGAGGAGGUAGCUGCGCGGGCUGAGGCGGAGGCAGCGCAGGGGCGCGCGGCGGAGAUGAGGGAGGCGGCCGCUGCGCAGCGCAGCAGCAGCGCCAUCCUGACGGCGCUGCUGCAGGCGAAGCGGGACGGCAGCAUUCCAGGGAUCUUCGGCCGCCUGGGCGACCUGGGCGCCAUCGAUGGCAAGUACGACGUGGCGAUAUCAACGGCGUGCGGGGCACUGGAGUACAUAGUGGUGGACAACAUCGAGACGGCACAGGCGUGCACGGCGCUGCUGAGGGAGCGGCAGCUGGGCGUGCAGACCUUCCUCGCCCUGGACAAGCAGCAGCACCUGGUGCGGGACAUGUCGGAGAAGGUGAGCACGCCGGAGGGCGUGCCGCGGCUGUUCGACCUGGUGCAGGUGCAGGACGCGCGCCUGCUGCCCGCCUUCUGGUUCGCCCUGCGCAACACGCUCGUCGCCGCCUCCCUCGACCAGGCCUCGCGCAUUGCCUACGGCGCGGACGCGCGGUUCAGGCGGGUGGUGACGCUGGCGGGGGAGAUGUUCGAGUCCAGUGGCACCAUGGCGGGCGGCGGGGGGCGCCCCCGCGGCGGCCGCAUGGGCAGCUCGCUCAAGGCGGCGGCGGCGGCGGCAGGCGGGGGGGUGACGCGGGAGAUGGUGGAGGAGGCGGAGAGGGAGGUGGCGGCGGUGGUGGCGCGCCUGGAGCGCGCGAGGGAGGAGAGGCGCGCGGCUGUGGCGAGGCGAGAGGAGGCGGAGCGGGUGUUGAAGCGGCUGGGAAUGGACAUUCCCAAGGUCCACAUGGAGAUCGAGUCCCUGGCAGCGCAGGUGGGAGAGCUGCAGCAGCGCGUGCAGGGCCUGCAGGCGGCGGCCGUGGCGAGUGCGGAGGAGGAGAGGCAGAUGGGCGCGCUGCAGCAGCAGCUGGCGGGCGAGGAGGGCGACGAGGCGCGCAUCCAGGAGGAAAUGGCGCCAGUGGUGGCGGCGGUGGCGCGCGUGCAGCAGGCCAUCGCUGAUGCCGGCCGGGAGGCGCUGGGCGAGCAGAAGGAGCACGUGGCCGCCAUCCAGAAGGCCAUAGACGAGGCGCAGACGGGCAUCAACCAGAGCCAGGUGACGGUGGCCUCAAGUGGCCGCAGCCUGGAGAAGCUGAGGAAGGCGGUGGGGGAGGCGGAGGAGGAGAGGGCGCGGGCGGAGGAGGAGAUGACACGGAUGAAGGAGGAGAUGAACGCCGUCAUGCAGGAGGCCUUUGCUGUCAACGACAACUACGAGCGCCUCCGCCAGCUGGUGGAGGGAAAGAAGGAGGAGUAUGGCGGCAUGAAGAAGGAGUUCCUGGCCAUCAAGGCGCAGCUCGACAAGAUGCGCACCGGGGAGGUGGAUGUGGAGCUGAAGCUGGAAGAUGCGAGGAAAGCGCUGAGGACGAGUCAGGAGACGGCUCGCCUGCAGAGGGAGAAGCUGAGGUCGCUGGGAGCACAGCUCAGGCAUCACAUCACACAGAUGCAAGCGGAGGGCAUUGCAGAGGAGGACGCGGAGGCUGCAGGGCUGCCGUGGGACCUGCGGGAGGAGGAGGGGGAGAGGCAGGGCAGGGCACGACCGGCAGCAGCAGGAGCAGCAGAAAGAGGAGGAGGCGAAGGGGAGGAUGAGGAGAUGGAGGAGGAUGAAGCUGCAGAGCACAAGGAGGGAGGUGCGGGUGAGGCGGGGGUGGCAGAUGGGCGGGAUGGUGAGCUGGAGAGGCUGCUGGCCCGCCUGUGUGGUAACCUUGUGCGUGCGGUUACCAGUCGGGAGGAGGCAGCAGCAGGGGAGCAGCGGCUGCGAGCAGAGCUGGAGGCACUCAAGGGGAACCUCAACCUGAGCUCCAUUGCCGAGUACCGCAAGAAGGAGGCGGUGUACGCACAGAGGCUGGGCGAGCUGGAGGCGGUGACAGCGGAGCGCGACAGCGUGCGGGUGGCACAGGAGGAGGUGAAGCGGCGGCGGCUGGACGAGUUCAUGGCGGGGUUCGAUGCCAUCACGAUGCGGCUGAAGGAGAUGUACCAGAUGAUCACGCUGGGCGGCGAUGCAGAGCUGGAGCUGGUGGACUCACUGGACCCGUUCAGCGAGGGCAUUGUGUUCUCCGUGCGCCCGCCCAAGAAGAGCUGGAAGAACAUCUGCAACCUCUCCGGGGGAGAGAAGGUAAGCCGCUGCCUGCUUCCCUGUAACGAGACCCUGAGCUCGCUGGCGCUGGUGUUCGCCCUGCACCACUACAAGCCCACGCCCCUCUACGUCAUGGAUGAGAUCGAUGCUGCUCUCGACUUCAAGAACGUGUCCAUAGUGGCGCAUUACAUCAAGGAGCGCACUAAGAACGCCCAGUUCGUCAUCAUCAGCCUGCGCAACAACAUGUUUGAGCUGGCGGACCAUCUCGUUGGGAUAUACAAGACACACAACUGCACCAAGAGCAUUACCAUCAACCCACGUAGCUUUGCAGUAUCGGCUGCUCCUACAGCGGCGGCUGCUCAACUGCUGCUACUUAAUAUUUAA
This is a messenger RNA of Closterium sp. Naga37s-1, 3975 nucleotides long. Lineage: Eukaryota; Viridiplantae; Streptophyta; Zygnematophyceae; Desmidiales; Closteriaceae. The record is from the annotation of a GenBank genome assembly.